Messenger RNA from Teleopsis dalmanni, 2029 nucleotides. It is a transcript of the gene aay, whose product is annotated as phosphoserine phosphatase. The transcript has a single exon. The coding region runs from base 693 to 1655 and encodes 320 amino acids. The record is from RefSeq and is a predicted model, not a curated record. NCBI's taxonomy places the organism in Eukaryota, Metazoa, Arthropoda, Insecta, Diptera, Diopsidae. Gene Ontology annotation, biological process: L-serine biosynthetic process; dephosphorylation. Gene Ontology annotation, molecular function: magnesium ion binding; L-phosphoserine phosphatase activity. Gene Ontology annotation, cellular component: cytoplasm.
ACACUGUACAUACAUACACACGUUCAUCUGACUGUGUGAUUAAUUUAUGGUGAUUCCAUAACACAAUAGCAACAAAAUAAAAUAACAAAAUAACAAAGGCAGGCAAGCAAUCGACAUCGAACGGUCAGUUAAUCUGGAAAUUUAGUUGCUGCCUGCUGUCUUGUAUACUUCGGUAGUUUCGUUUGAGUCUGAGAACUGAGCGGAUUUGGUGUUGUACACCGGACAGUAUAUAAAUUUUACAAUUCAACUUGGCCUUACAUUCUACCUUUAAAAGCGAUCGCAUGCGGUAUUUCUUAAUCUCCAUCUGUAAAAGUGCCUGUGAUAUUAAAUAACUAAAAGCACUGAUUAAAGAGCAAAACCGUGUUAUCAAAUUGAAAUCAAUAAACUUAAAGAAAGAUAAAACUCUUAAUUAAAUUAAAAUCAUAAGAAAACCAAAAAAUAACCAAAUGAUAAAUUAUUAAAGCUAACUGUAAAAAGGAAAGUAGAAAGUGAUCAAAUAUAAAAAACAAAAUCGCCUGUGAAUAACAAAAAGUGCAUUAAGCAGAUUUUAAUUGACAAAGGGAAUAAUUAUCUGUGUAAUUUACCAGUGCAAAGCUUUUAAGACAAUUUACUACAGUUUUCGAUUCGACUGUAGAAGCUUUUAUCGUACUGAGAACGAAAUAACACCAAAACAUAGAUAAAUACUCAUUAAAAUGAAUUGCUCAGCGAUCAGUGUUGCUCGCACAGCAACAAAUGGUGUAUCAUUUAACGGUGCUUUCCACACGGCACCAGUGACCACUUUAACCUCAGCAUCAAAAGGUGUUGGUGGUGUUGGCACUAAUAAUUUAAUUUUAUCGUGUAAUAACACUAGUAACAAAACGAUAAAUAUGACCGGUAAUCAAUUGAACCAAGCCACGUCAAGAACGUCAACCACAAAAGCAACACCCACAGCAGAAACAGUGACGGUGCCAGUGCUAGUGCCAGUGCCAGUUAAUCAGUAUUUACCAAAGCAACCAGAAUUGGCUGCGAAAAUAAUACAACAAUCCAAUAUAGUUUGCUUCGAUGUGGACUCUACAGUCAUAACGGAAGAGGGCAUUGAUGAAUUAGCUGAUUUUUGUGGCAAAGGUGCUGAAGUCGCACGUGUCACGAAGGAAGCCAUGGGCGGUGCAAUGACCUUUCAAGAUGCUCUCAUGAUAAGAUUAAAUAUUAUACGUCCGACGCAAAAACAAAUCAGUGAUUUUAUUAAAAUCCGUCCAAGCAUACUGACACGCAACGUUAAACGUUUCAUCGAACAACUGAAAGCGGACGGAAAACAAGUUUAUUUAAUAUCGGGCGGUUUUGACUGUUUAAUUGAGCCCGUUGCACGUGAGUUGGAUAUACCGAUAACAAAUUUAUUUGCCAACAAAUUAAUGUUUUAUCAUAACGGAGACUAUGCCAGCUUUGACACAACGCAGCCAACAUCCAAAUCUGGUGGGAAGGCCGAGGCCAUAUCAUUAAUCAAAAAACAAAACCCAGAUGCUUUGAUAACAAUGAUUGGUGACGGUGCAACUGAUUUAGAAGCAGUACCACCUGCAAACUAUUUCAUUGGAUUUGGAGGAAAUGUUGUACGGGCUGAGGUAUACAAGCGGGCGGAAUAUUACAUAACCAAUUUUGAGCAAAUAACGUCAAAUUCAUAAAAAUAAUAACUUUUUUAAUUUACAUAUAUUUAAUUAAGUUAUCAUAAGGAAUAAGUGCUUAUUCAUCACAGAUAUAAUAUAUUAAUAAUAUUGAUAAAAAUAAUUUAGUACGAAUUAAAUUUCAAAAAAUAUUUUUUUGUUGUUAAAAAAGAAACACAAUAUUGAAAUCAUUUUAGCAAAAAUAAAUUAACAAAAAUAAGCGAAAUGCAGUAUCAGAGAUAUAGAUAGAAAUCCAUAUCUUUGGUAGUAUGUUAAAGUAUUUCUCGUAUAUAUAUUAUACCAUAUAAAUAUGUAAAUCAAAAUCAUUAUCAAUAUUAUAUGAAGGAAAAGUAAAUACUGAAUAAAAUAAGACAUUAGAAUGAAUUAAAAAAAAA